AUGGACGAAUCGAAGCUCAAGACUACGCCAGCCGACAUCGAACGCGCGCUCGUAGAGUCGCUCGCGGCCGUGUCGACACCCCCGCUCGACAGCGAUGAUGGACAGCCCGACGGCGACGACAGCACGGAGGGACAGGAUGCCUACCACGACGGCGACCUGCCAGAGUUCUCAGACUCGGAGGAAACGGCAGCGGGUCCGUCUGCGAGUUCUGCGACGCCCCGCCUCGUCCCCUCCAAGUCGGCGAAAGGUCCCGCUGGUCGCAAGAAGCUCCCGCUCUCGGCGCUGAAGAACCGCAUACAAGUCGGCUCGUCGUCUAAGAAGAGCGCAGCCGCAUCUGCCCCCGCUUCUGCGACGUCGUCGCAGGCACCUCCCCCUGCCCAGGACAAGGGGAAGGGCAAGGCGUUCAAGCUUUCCGACAAGCAGCUCGAUGCGGUGGCAGAACGGAUCGCGCACGACCACCCGGAACUGCCGAAGAUGUCGCCGGACCAGGUGCAGGAGUUGCUCGCCAUGAUGCAGAUUGACAAGGACGUAAUUAUGGGGAAGAAGGGCUUCAUGGGCAAGGGCGCGAAGGACAUGGCGUCCCACAAGUUCUGGCGGACGCAGCCGGUCAUGCGGCUUGACGCGAAGGAGGACGAGGUGAAGGAGGGUGCGAUUGAGGCGGACAAAAAGCCGGAGGAGGUCAGGCAGGAGCCGAUUGAGCUGCACAAGGACUUCCGAUGGGUCACCGUCAACUUGUCCGACCCGAAGGAGCUCAAGGAGGUCUAUGAGCUCCUGACGAACCACUACGUCGAGGAUCUCGACGCUUCGUUCCGCUUCGACUACUCGCCCGAAUUCAUCGAGUGGGCGCUGAAACCGCCUGGCUACUUCCCCGACUGGCACGUCGGCAUCCGCGUCGCUGAGACGGGCAAGCUCGUCGGCUUCAUCUCGGGCAUUCCACUCGAUUUGCGCAUCCGUAAUGCGACGAAGCGCUGCACGGAGAUUAAUUUCCUCGUCGUCCACAAGAAGCUGCGUUCGAAGCGUCUCGCACCGAUCCUCAUCAAGGAAGUCACCCGCCGCACCCAUCUUCGCGGCAUCUUCCAGGCGAUCUACACAGCCGGCGCCUUCCUCCCCACGCCGGUCACGCGCUGCCAGUACUACCACCGCAACCUCAACCCACCCAAGCUCGUCAAACUCGGUUUCUCGGCCGUCCCGCGUAACUCGACUGUCGCGCGAAUGGCGACUUACUACCGUGUCGGCGGCGAGACGGCGAUUCCAGGACUCAGGGAACUCGAGAAGCGGGACUUGAAGCAGGCGAGCAGGCUGUUGAGGGCUUAUCUGGCGAGGUUCGACAUGGCGCCGAUGCUGAGCAACAAGGACGUCGAGCAUGCGCUGCUAUCUGGGCGGGGCAAGGACGUGAACGGGAAGAGGGAGGGCCAGGUGACCUGGACCUACGUUGUCGAGGACCCGGAGACGCACCGCAUCACCGACCUUUUCUGCUUCUACUCCCUCCCUUCGACCGCUCUCAAGGCUACGCCUCAUACGAACGUCAACGCCGCCUACCUCUUCUACUACGCCACGACCGCCGCGCCUUCUUGCGCCGAUCUCGGCGACGGCAGCGUCGCUGUGCCGGUCAAGAACUGGAAGGAUGAGACGCCGGAGGAGCGUAAGGUUCUCGGAGACAGGCUCAAGGCGCUCAUGAGCGAUGCGCUCGUGGUCAUCUCGAAGAACGGCUUCGACGUGAUGAACGCCCUGACGCUGCAAGACAACAGCCUUUUCCUCGAGGACCUGAAGUUUGGCAAGGGAGACGGUUUCCUGCACUAUUAUCUCUACAACUAUGCCACGAAGCCCAUUCUCGGCGGUGUCGACGUCGCAGACGGCGGGUCUGGCAUGGGCGUCGUCAUGCUCUGA
Rhodotorula toruloides NP11 is the source of this 1887-nucleotide messenger RNA. RefSeq names its product glycylpeptide N-tetradecanoyltransferase. Bases 1 to 1887 code for a protein of 628 amino acids. The record is from RefSeq and is a predicted model, not a curated record. Gene Ontology annotation, cellular component: cytoplasm. Lineage: Eukaryota; Fungi; Basidiomycota; Microbotryomycetes; Sporidiobolales; Sporidiobolaceae. Gene Ontology annotation, biological process: N-terminal peptidyl-glycine N-myristoylation. The transcript is spliced from 12 exons. Gene Ontology annotation, molecular function: glycylpeptide N-tetradecanoyltransferase activity.